AGCGUAUAGGAAUUAAAAUGCAAGCAAGGCAGCCAAGAAGUAAACAGAAAACCUUACAAUCAGAUUGUUUAAUGAGUUGUUUUGAGUUACACUGUGCUCUCAGUGACAAUCCUCGUAUAGUUUUCAAAGAAUUAAGGACCGUCUUCAUGAAUUAACUGAAAAUGAGAAUUAACGUAUUUCCAAUUAUAUUGGCUGCACUUAUCUCACCCUGCUUGUGUUUCAAUGGGGAACUAGCUGAGCUCGAGUGUCCUGAUGAUUGCGAUUGCCACUACUUCAGGAUAAACUGGGUAACAGACUGUUCUGAUAGCCAUCUGUCGAGAAUACCCUACGAAGAUAUCAGUCUAGAUGUUUACAUCCUGAAUUUGAAUGAUAACAGUAUCGUAGAUAUUGAGCAUUUUCCAUCAAACAUGAAAAUGCGUCGACUUCAACUUUCCGGCAAUAAGUUGACAGCACUGGAGAGGAAAAUGUUCGCUGGACUUUACUACCUCAUCGAUGCAGACUUUUCUCAUAAUAACAUCUCGAGAGUGGACCCUACUGCAUUUCAGGAUUCAACAGGAUUCAUAACCCUCGAACUGCAAGGAAACGCUCUGGAACCAGUCGAAGGUCCUUUCCUAUCCCAAAUAUCCUUGUUGACCUUGGACAUCAGCAGUUGCGGUCUGAAAUUCAUCCAUCCUGAUUUCUUCGCUAAUAUCACCUCUCUCAGCGAUCUGGAUAUUUCCAAUAACCCAUUAGGCUCAUUGCAAGGAGUCGUAUUCAAACCGUUGGCCAGCUUGGAAACCCUGAAGAUGAAUAAUUGCAACCUGAGUUUCAUAUCCAAUGAGGUGUUCGAUCCAUUCGAGAACCUGAAGCGCUUGGAAUUGAGCAAUAACCAUUUCCAGGACACAGAUUGGCCGCUCGUUCUAAGGCCACUCAUACGACUGGAAACAUUGAAUUUGAGAAAUUCCAAUUUGCAACAUCUUCCAAAAGAUACUUUCAAAAAUAAUAUUUACAUGAGAGUUUUGAUUCUGGCUGACAAUAAUCUACAUAACUUGGAUAUGAGUUCGAUGUUCCACAUACUUCACCACCUGGAAACUUUAGACUUGUCUAACUGCAAUCUAUCCUCACCUCUAUCACAGGAUUCAUUUACAAAUUCAACGAGAAUAAGAAGUUUGUAUCUUUCUGGAAACUCCCUGUUAGCAUCUGAUUCACUAGUUGCUCUGACGUCUCUCGUGGAUUUACACAGACUCUCCCUCAGCAACUGUGGCUUGAGCAAGCUUCCAGAUAUUUUCAAUAAUUUCAAAACUUUGCAGGAACUCGAUUUAUCUCACAAUCCUUUGAAUGACGUCUUCGUGAAACUCUUAUCCCCUCUAGAGAAUUUGGAAUAUUUGAAUAUGGGUUAUAGUAAUUUGUCUUACAUUUCCCCGACUUCAUUUUCUAAGAUGACAUCUAUGAAACGUUUGGUUCUUGCAGGCAACGAUCUGCAUACCUUGGAGACUGGUGUGUUUAGAAACCUCACGAAGCUACAGAGUUUGGAUCUUAGUUUUUGUGGUUUGAAAAGACCCUUCAACGCUACAGUUUUCUUCGCAAAUUUCACAGACGAAGAUAUAACCGAUCUUCAGUUAGCUGGGAAUCCUUUACAAGUACCACAAGAAGGUGCCCUACUACCAAAACCACUAUCAAAACUACAUAACCUAGAUUUAAGCAAUUGUAGCCUUAUAUACCUACCACCUGAAGCAUUUCAAUGGACAAGAAAGAUAACAUCAUUGAUACUCGCCAAUAAUUUGUUCGAUAGUUCUUCGAAUUUCAGAUUUUUAGAGCUUUUACCUGAUCUGCAAUCUUUAGAUUUACGGAAUAAUAAGUUGUUAACGUUCGAUUUGAGCUAUAUCGUUCUGAAUCCUCACUUGAAUAGGCUAAAAUUAGUCGGUAAUCCUUGGAAAUGUGAAUGUUAUAUUGCUGAUAUUUUGGACAGAUCAUUAGUUGAUGAAGAUAACAUCAAAACCUCCGAUAAUAAAGGUCAAAAACUGCUAACCUGUAUCUAUGACAGUGAUAAAAUUCCUUUAACUUUGAAAAAUACUGAGAGAACAUCACGCAGAAGGCCCUUCAAAAAUCCCCAAAGAACUGUAACAACAGCAAAUAGGACCUGGGCUAAAUAUAUCAGGGAAUCUGAUUGCGAGCUACAUUUAAACCAUACAAGAUUACCUAGGUCAGCUGAGAAUCUAAGAUCAAAUUUGGGUCCAAAUAAUUGGGCUGUGGCAGCAGUAAAUACAAUAAUUGUUUAUGGUACAAUUAUGGCUAUCUUAGGUGUGGUAUUCUUGCUAACUAAAAAACAACGUUCUGCACCCAGAAUGUUCAACAAAGAUACCUGAAAGUAUUCAGAUAUCAAUCAAUUGAGUUUGUGAUAAUUGAUAGUGAUUUUUAUAUGUGAUGACAAAUAAUGUAUUGAGAUAAUGUGUAAUAAAUUGAAUCCACUUUUAUAUGUUGAAAAAGAAAAUUUUCACUUUUCAGAUUAUCUGUUUUGUAUUUAAUUGAAGCAACUCUUUUAAUUAUUCAUGUUUUUAGUAGUGCAAGCAUUUUGUAUAGAUUGUAUUGAAUGAAGAACAAAUAAAGUUUUUCGAUUA
Molecule: messenger RNA, 2597 nt
Organism: Harmonia axyridis
Lineage: Eukaryota; Metazoa; Arthropoda; Insecta; Coleoptera; Coccinellidae
Product: toll-like receptor 6
Exons: 3
Coding region: 162-2345 (727 amino acids)
Cellular component (GO): extracellular matrix
Molecular function (GO): protein binding
Source: RefSeq, a predicted model, not a curated record